This is a messenger RNA of Diatraea saccharalis (sugarcane borer), 828 nucleotides long. Lineage: Eukaryota; Metazoa; Arthropoda; Insecta; Lepidoptera; Crambidae. The record is from the annotation of a GenBank genome assembly.
UCGUGAAUGCAAAACUUAUGAUUUUAUUAAAGAUCUCAUUUUAUUCAAGCGGACACUAAAUCACUCAAUUAGUUAACAAAAUGUUGAUUCGGUUGAAAAAUGUUAAGAUAAGUAAACAAGGUUUAUUUAAGACUUCCAAAAACAAGCUUUAAAUUUUCUAACCAUCUAAUUACAGGUUAGACCAAGAUGUCAGAAGAGUCAGCGCAAACUCCACAGGAGGCGCAAGAGGCAGUAGAGCAAGUGACAGAGGAGGUGAAGGACAUCAAGUUAGAGAAUGGAGCACCUCCAGCCAACGGAACGCCGCCCAAGGGCGAAGACAAUUCUGUGCCAUUGAAGGAUGCAUUUAAAGCAUUCUCCAAGUUUGGAGAUCCGAAAUCUGACGGAAAGCAUAUAACAUUAUCGCAAAGCGACAAAUGGAUGAAACAAGCCAAGGUGAUAGAUGGAAAGAAAAUAACGACAACGGACACUGCCAUUCAUUUUAAAAAAUUGAAAUCCUUGAAAGUUGGCAUUGAAGAUUAUCAAAAAUUCCUCGAUGAUCUAGCAAAGAGCAAGAAGAUGGAAUUGGAGGAUAUAAAGAGAAAACUAACAACGUGUGGACAACCGGGUAUUUCAAGUCACGUAACAAAAUCACCAGCUGCUGCGGCCGCUGUAGAUCGUCUUACUGAUACCAGCAAAUACACAGGGUCCCAUAAACAAAGGUUCGACGAAACGGGCAAAGGUAAAGGUAUCGCUGGCAGAAAAGACCUCGUCGACGGUUCAGGUUACGUCACCGGCUACCAACACAAGGAUAGUUACAACAAAACUCAUUAGUGCGAUCGUACACUUCUA